Molecule: messenger RNA, 807 nt
Organism: Protopolystoma xenopodis
Lineage: Eukaryota; Metazoa; Platyhelminthes; Monogenea; Polystomatidea; Polystomatidae
Source: the annotation of a GenBank genome assembly
AUGUCCGUAGUAACCGGACAACUGGGCAAAACAUGCAAGCGAGUGUUGGUCGGAGGCGAGCUACAUCCACGCCGCGGUCGCCUCCCACUUCUCACCUCCGAGAAGUGUACUCUCCUCGCGACGCGCCCUGAACUCUCCGUCCCAGCCAGCCUGCCCUCGACGACCAGCCGACCGGCCGACUCGGUCUGGCCGCCGGCCAGAAAGACGCGAAACGACGGAUCCAUCCGCCCGUCGGGCAGUCGGAAGCGCCGGCUGAAGAGGGCCGUGUCCCGCGGCGCUCUGCCGCCGGGCCAGGCGCUCGACGACAGCGGCUCCGGCCGGCCCGAGGGCGGUGCUCGGCGGCGGGACUCGAGUUGCGGCCGGCGAAUGCGGCGCCCCGGAGACGCGGAGCCGACACGCUGCGGCCUGGCGGCCCGACGCCGACGCAAGUGCUGGUCGGCCGCCAGCUCCGGCCGGCGCUUCGAGUCGCCGAGGGGCUCGAGCAUGGCUGGCGGCACGCUGAGGCGCCGGAACUCGUGCGCCAAGACCCGAUCAUUCUGCGUCCGCUCGGACGGACGAAGCCGUCCCGUCGCCGUCGCCGUCGUCACCGCCGUCUCCACGACUCGCUUCUCGGGCCGUUCCUCUCGGGAGCGAGGCGCGGGUUCGAGCUCCGUCGGCGUCGUCUUCACCGCCGCGCAGGGGGCGGGCGAGUGGUGCGCAGCGAUGCCUGAGUCGGGCACCAGGUCCGUCGGGAGUGGAGGAGACGCAAGUGAAGAACCACCCUCGAGCGGAGUUGUACGGAGCCGCAGCCGCACCCACGACGAAUAG